UCAGCGCUUCCUGCCCACUACUGUACUAGGCCCAAGUUCUGUGAGGGUCGGAGCCGGUGCCUUGCCUUCUCUCACACAGACUGGGAGCUGUUGCGCAGGCGCAGUAGUAGGCAGCAGGAAGCAGGCACGGGCCGCCAUGAGCCGCCUCUACGACCCGCGCUGCCUGAGGCGGACCAAGGCGGAGGUCCACACCGAGCGCCUGGAAGGAGGGCGCUGGGAACCGGGAGCCUGGCAGCGGGGGGAUGGCGUGAUUGUGGAGGGACACUUCAUCUGGGAUGCCUCCGGCAGGAAGGAACGUUACUUUGUGCUGUAUGUCAAGCCACGGACGAUCCACCGCCGCAGGUUUGACCCCAAAGGGAAUGAGGUGGAGCCCAACUUCAGUGAAACCCGGAAAGUGAGCACAGGCUUCCUCCCGGCCUCCUACCGAGUGGAAGCCAAGGGGCCCACUGACCGGCUGUCCCUGGAGGAGCUGGAAUGCCUGGCGGCUGUGCCAGAGCUGGAGAAGAUGACCCGGCCUUAUGCUCCUUCCCAGACUGUGGCCUUCUGGCUGCCUGAGAGUGAGAUGCUGGAGCUGGAAGCAGGGACAACUGUCCGUCUCAGGACCCUGGGAGAUGGACCCUUUGUGAUCUCACUGGCCAAGCUGGAAGCAGGGACUCUGACCAAGUGCAACUUCUCUGGUGACCGGCAGGCUGGGGCAUCCUGGACGGAGAGCAUCUUGGCUUGCAAGGAUCACAGGGAGCCCUUUGAUGCACCACGAGAGGAUGGGGAUGGUGCCAAUGGGGAUGAGUGGGAGGACUGAGUGAGCCUUCCACAAGGAUGCUGCUCUGCAGCCACUGAACAACUUGGGCUUCUCUCUGGAUUUGUCUCCCUUGGGAUGCCUUUUCUCUUUGCUGCAUCUCCUAACAUGCUGAGGGAGUGUCUACGGCUGUGCUUCUCUGGCCUAUGGAGGAAUUAUCUGUGCCCAGUGCCAUGAUAUCUGUACUUAAACAAAUAAACACCUUACCAUUUUC
Molecule: messenger RNA, 1010 nt
Organism: Sceloporus undulatus (fence lizard)
Lineage: Eukaryota; Metazoa; Chordata; Lepidosauria; Squamata; Phrynosomatidae
Gene: ARPIN
Product: actin related protein 2/3 complex inhibitor
Exons: 6
Coding region: 137-799 (220 amino acids)
Biological process (GO): negative regulation of actin nucleation
Source: RefSeq, a predicted model, not a curated record